AUCACCGUCAGACAGACUGAGAGAUUCCUGGCCAUCUUGCCUCCAUUUUCCUGACCUGGGGGUCCAGCCAGAGCCUCGGGCUGCCAGGCCCAGCAGCAGGCACUCCACCACGCAGCACCCCGCCCGUCUGCAUGAGGUGCCUUCCUCUGUCUGCUUCCUUCUUUCAUUUUCCCACUGCCUCGUUUUAGCAGAGAUGCCGCUAGAAAGUGUUGGCUGCGAACCUUCUGUCUAGGGACAGUGCUGGGAGGAUCCCUGGCCUCCUCUGAGGACUAGAAUUUGGGAAGCAGGGGUGGCCAGUGCUGGCUGGUGAGAACCUGCAAUAUUUAGGCCCUUGGUGCCCAGAACAGCACCUGAGUCCCGUGCUCAGCAGGUCAGUGGGUACACGGGGCUGUGUCUGUGGGCCGGUGGGGCAGGUCCAGGCCAGCCUGGGGAGCCUGCUUACCCACCUGGUGGGUGCUGGUGAGAGGUGGCUUGGCCCUCCCUGGGAGGGGAGCCCGGAGCCCUCAUUCACCUGAUGAGGUGGAGGCCUGGGGAGUGGGGAGUGGUACCAGAGGCACAUGGACGUGCUAGGUGGGAAGGGCGGACACUGCAGCCUCUUGCAGACACUCCAGGUGGGGUGAGCUCCCUCUUCAUCACCCUCCCAUGUAGGCCUUCCUCCAGGCCAUCGGGUGGAGCACGUGGAGAUUGGGGUGUUGGGGGUGGGUAGGGGGGGCCGUACUAGAAGAUGUGGCUAUUGUGUGCCCCAACCCUUCCAAAGCCAGUGUCUUGUGGACAUCAGUGAAGCCCCACAGAUGAGAACAGCAGUGGCUGACUCCAUGAGAGCAUGGAGUGGGGGUCAUAGGUCACUUGGAUUUGGCAGAGACCCAGAGGCAGGCAGACCUCAGAGGGGAGGGCCUCAGGUGGGCCCCCACAGAGGCUAGGGCCCUGGGGGCUGGGGCUGGGCCCUCAAGUGGGUGUCCCGGAGGUCCACACCCCCACCCCACCCCAGUCUCCACUUGCUCCACCGAAUAGCCUGGAGGAAGGCCUACAUGGGGGGAGCAGUGCUGUGGAAGCUGGCAGUCUUGGGCCACCUCCUGGCAGGUUCAGCCUGAAGGAAGUCCUCUGUGGGAGAUCAGGGCUGAUUUUUGGGGUGGAGCCCAUGGAUCCCCUUCCUGGGGAGGACAGUGCAGCCCCGGCGAUCCCCCCGCUGAGGCCAGGUGAGAAGUUCCACCUGUUUGUGAGUUACAGCAGCGUGGACGCCGUGUGGACCCACGGGCUCAUCAGCCGCCUGGAGGCGGACCUGUCAGGAAUGAAGGUCUGCCUGCACGAGCGGGACUUCACCCCCGGCAGGAACGUCCUGGAGAACAUGGCCGAGUGCAUCCAGCAGAGCCAGAAAGUGCUGCUCAUGCUGAGCCAGGACUUUGUGCAGAGCCGGUGGUGCCUCCUGGAGGCUGAUCUGUCGCUCUUCGGGUCCUGCCUGGAGAGGAAGCCCGUCAUCCCGGUCCUGCUGAGGCCUUGCCAGAUCCCGCUGCACCUCAGCCACCUGACAUACCUGAAUGCCGCCGACAGCUGCUUCUACAGCAAGGCGCUGCAGCUCCUCUGCACGCCCAACCACCUCCUGGCACGCUUCCCACCAGCCCUGCGUCCGGCCUCCUCCCUCUACAAUGGGAAGACCCUCCUGACCCUAAACUGCGUCAACAGGGACAGCCUGCCCUCGUGGAAGGUGGGGACCUUUAGCACCCUGGGUGUCCCAGACCCCCUGAAGGAGGUGCUGGGGGACCCCGAGGUGUACAAGCAUGCUGUGGGCAUCCUGAAUGGCAUGCAGUCCCCCCGCUCCUGCCUCCGGUACAUAGGCUGCAGAAUCCCUCUCGGCAUCUUCCUGAUUAUUAUCUCCUUGGCACUGAUUUUCCUCCCCUUGAUUCUGGGGCUCCAGGAAAAAGCACCGGCUCAGCAGUUCCUCGUGAUCGCCGGCAACAUGUUUUUCUGCCCCCUCUUCAUGGUCUUAGCCGUGAACACCCUGUGCUGGUCCAGGAGGUUUUCCAAGAAGAAGAUGCGGGAGCUGGUCCUCAGAGUGGGGGAGGCCAACCUCCUGCUGGCACAGCACUCAGUGCUCAUGGGCUGCGACACAGCAAACAAACUCUACUUCGUGCAUGUGCUGCUGGAGAAGUGCAGGCAGGUCUUCCUGGAGGCGGCAUCCACGGGGGAGGGGGAGGGUCUGUUCCAGGAGGCCCUGCUGCAGUUCUCCUGUGGCUACGCCUGCUGCCUGGCCCAUGCGCACUUCCCCCACUGUGAGGACGUGGAUGCAGAAGGGGCUGGCGGCCACCUGGAGCUGGGUCUGUGCUUCUGCCAGUUUGUCUUCCUGCAGCUGAAGAGGCGUGGUGGGGUUGGGAGUGACCUCGUGUGACGGCAGGAGGGGCAGCCGGGUUAGCUGUGCAGCGCUGGGCAGCUCUCAGGCCCCUGCACCCCAGAGAACCCCACAGAGCCUGCUCCCGGGGAAAGGCAGCUAUGUCAGCUCACCUGGCCGGGCAUCUUGCUCUAGCCUGACGGUUUGCCCAAGAGGCAUUGUUCAAACUACCCGAGAGGAGGCUGGGGAGAGCAGCAGGCUUGCCUUGGGCCCCUCAGGUCCUCUUAGGAACUGGCCUCCCCUCGGGAGGACAGUCACUGCCCAUCUCUGGAUGGCCAUUCAGUGUCUGCGUGGCUGGGGCCCUGGAGCCCCUCUCUGAACAGCCCCCCAGGCACCUGCCCUUCAUGCUGGGGUGAGGAGACGAGACAGAAACCAGGCUGACCCCAAGGAAUUGGGCUGGACACCCCCGGCUGCUGGGCACGCACACACAGAUAGCCUGUGCUCCUGCUGUGCACACCAGGGGCCUGUGGGGUGGUGGUCACUGCUACGCUUGGAUGGAGCUGGGAGGCCUGCGUUUGUCCUCGGCAUAGACACGCCGUCAGGCCUGGGUCUGUGGCCACUGAUGCCAGACUGGGUGUGCCCCGUCUGCUAUGCUCCCUCCCUUCCUGCCCUCCUGCCAAGUCCUGAAAUGAAGACCUCCGCCUGCCUUCAUCUUCCCCUCCUGGGGAAGGGCCACUCCAUCUGCGCUGACCCUGUCCUUGCUGCCCCCGAAGGCUGGCUCUCCAGGCGCAGGUGCCUUCAUGGUGUCUCUGGCACCUCUGCUGACGCUGUUCAUAACGUGAACUGGCCUGGAUGCUGGGGACACAGCAGGACAGCAUGAAACGGAGCUGUCACCCAGCAAGCACCCUGCUGAGCUCCAGGGCCCCUCCACUCUGCCCAUCCUGGGGAAUGAGCCAGACCCCCAAGCCCCACACCUGUACCACUGUAUGCUCAGCGUGGAGCGGCCUGGGGCUCUGCCCUGGGCCUCGGUCUCCCUGUCUGUAAGGAGCAGCUGACAGGUGAUCUCCUGCCACAUUUGGAGUUGGGUGCCAGGCAGAUGUUCCUGGGAGCCCUUGGGCCCAUGGCCAAGUGCUAGGCUGUCAAGAGUGUAGCUUGGCCACAUGGUUUCGCUGCCUUGCAUUCACUUUGUUUGGCCAAGCAUCCUGCGAGGCCUUAAACUGGCCCUCACCACCCUGCCAGCAUGCCCCAGACAGCAGCCACGUCAUCACAAGCGAAGGUAAGUCCCUGAUCUGAUGCCCAGCAGCCCAUGUGAGAAACAACUUCCUGCCCCCCAGGACUUUCCCUUACUUGCCCCUUACAAAAGACCCCCAUGAACCUUAACAAAACCCUGUUCUUUUGGUUCAAAUUGACCAAUCCCAUCCUGUUCAGGGAACCCCAAAGCACUCCAGCCAUGGCCCCUGAAAAAGGUAUGUCCUGCCCCUGCUGGUUCCCUGCCCUGCCCUCCCCAAGUGGCCUCUUGAGGCGUGUUGUGUGCUUCCUCCAGGAUCUGUGAAUAACAAACUUCUCUAUUUCCAUUUCUCUUGUGAAAGAGAACAGUCUUGUGACCUGUUGCUAAACCACGCUCGCAACCCAGCGCCCCGUGGUCCACUUAGUGUCAGCAGGGCAAAGCCGUGACAUGCAUCCUGAUGGAAGCUGGUGCGGAGUCUGGCUUAGUCACCUGCCUGGGAGGACCCCCUUGAGAAGAGAUUGACCAGAGGCCGAGAAGUGGGGGGGCUCUGGGCAAGGGGACAGCAUAAUCAGAGACGUCAGACAGCAUAAGCCCGGGUCCCAGGGAAGAGCCCAGGCCUUGGAGGGCUUCUGAAACAGGGCCCAGCACAGCGCCCCCCUGUGGCAAGUCAGCCUCGCUCCCCUGCACAUUUAAGGGCUGGGGGCAGGCGAGGAGCCAGCGUUCCAAGAGGUGGUGGCGGGCACUGCCAAGCGGGGGGAGUGUCCUGGGAGUCUCAGGGCUCGCUGGCAGCUUUGGGUGCUGGAACUUGCCUGAGAGCAGUGCUUGGCACUAGAACCUACCCCAGCGGGCCCCGGCACCGGGUCUCUCAGAUGUCCUGGUAGAGGCACUGUCAGGGCCCCAGGUGGGGAAGGAAGCUCACACCUGGACUCCGUCAGGUCCCUCAUCAGGACCCGGCAGGCCUAGCGCACCCACUCUGGGCCAGGGACGAGCUCGCAGGAAGCACAACUGGCAUAUAUGGGCACCAAGGGGCCAAUUCGAGGCCACACUGCCUCACCCGCCCCGGCUGAGGGUCUACCCAGUGCCCAGAAUUAGGCUGUGCCAGAGAAUGCAGAACCCUGGCAUGAAGCUAGGCAACUGGUCGGGCCUUUCAGGACUUGGACUCCUGGCAGUAGCACUGGGAGCCCAGGACAGUGCCCAGGGCUGGGGUCGAGGCCCUGUGUGCACACACAUGCACACACACACGUGCACAUGCACCUGGCCCCACUGCUCAGCAGGCGAGCCACAUAAUGAUAGGGGCAUUCCUGCCUCUUCGUGCUGUACUGUGGGAUGGGUGGACCAAAAGGAAGUGAUAGGCCUGUCACUCCAGAAGGCCUAGAUUUUUUAAGUCAUGAAAUGACAGGUUUGUGUAUACUCAAUAUAGGAAAACAUUUAAAGGAACCAUUUUACUACACUGUUGAUCUUUCACCCAGGCUGUGGUAAAUCCAAGCCUCUUUCACACUGUGCCCAGGACAGGAAUGCCAAGGAGGCUGAGUCUGUGGGCCCUCGUCCCUCCAGCCUGCAGUCCCUGCCUCAGCCAGCCCCUUCUCUGGCUCCCCGGGUUGCAUCUGGUCAGCCCCCCAGUCCCUGUACAGAUGCCUCCUCUGGGGCCAAACAGCAUCACUGCGGAGGCACAGUCCCCCAGAGUGCCCACCAGAGAGCAGGGUCCGGAGGGGGUUCUCUGAGGGACUGCCCAUGCUGACCAGCCCCAAACACCCACCCCAGAGCUGCACCCCCGGACCUGGGGCUCCAGAACCCUGGGGCCCCAGCCACCUUGCAACAGCCUGGACACAGGGCUGCCCUGCGCCACACCACCUACCCUGGCCCCUUGGCCUCGCCACCUGUGCCAGCAGUCAGUGGCUGGGGGUCUGAUGGGCCCUGUCCCCAGGCUGCUGGAGUCCCCACCCCCAGGCACACCGCAACACCCGGGAGCCACAACCUUCACAGCAGAGGGCAGUGCUGACCCCUGCUGUCUGCCCCAGGCCCCUUGGUCUCCCACCCCACAGAGCCCUCAAAGGCACUGCCCUGCCAGGUGUGGAAGGUGGCACCUCCCAUGGCCCUGGGAGCUCCACCUCGUGCAGAUGCCCCCAAAAGUGUCUCUGGCCUGUCCUGGUCUCAUUCUCAGCAGGAUGAGCUCAGGCAGGCUGGGGUCUGUGGACCCCAGGGAGGGCUGAGGUUCUAACCAGCCCUCGGAGCCCCUCCAAAGGUCACCAAGUACCCGGGCAGUUGUCCAAGGUCUGCCCUCAGUCCCGGCAAGCCACCCACCAUGCCCACGCCGAGGGGCUUCUGUGCCACAGGUGCCGAGGCCUCCGCAGCAGCCCCUCCCUGACCCAGCAGGCUUCCCAUGACACAGGACAGGCAGGUCUCCAGGACAAGCCUGCCACAUCCUGCUGACCCCCACUGCAGCUUGGGCCUGGCUCUGGAAGAAGUGACCCCCAGGGACUCUCAGACCUCCCCCCAGGUCCCUAGGUCCCUCCACAGACAGACCUCCUGGCUAGGCUCUGCCCUGUAGGUCAGGUGAGCCCCCCAUGGACAGUGGGGGAAGAGCCAGAGCUGCCCUCACCACGACCCUCCCACAGAGAGGUGGGAGGAGGUGAGAGGAAGGGGGUGUGUAGCCAGGAGAUAGUGCGAGUGGUGCACGUGGCUGGUGCACCGUGGGACUGGUUGCUGUGCACAUGCGUGUGCCUGCGUGUGUGUGUGCGUGCAUCCCCAGCCUGGGCAGUGCUCUGGAAAUCACACCUACCCAGACAAGAUUCACAUUAUGGUCAGAUCGCUCACAUUGAAGCACAUCUUCAAAGAGCACAGGUCGCAGCAGGGCUGACCACCAGGCCCCGAGCAGUGCCGCCGGGAGGGACGUCGUCCAGGCCCCCUGCACGUUUCCCAGCUUGGUCUGUGGGUGCAGGGAUUUCCUCCCCAGUUGAGCACACAAGACUCCUCACAGCCUCCCUGAACCUUUCAUCCCUGCAAGGCUCUCACCGGACAGUGGACCUGGGACAGGCUCUGUGCCUAAGGAUUUUUUUUUUUUAUUAAGGUAUCAUUGAUAUACGCUCUAAUGAAGGUUUCCCAAGGAAAACAAUGUGGUUAUUACAUUCACCCUUAGUAUCGACUCCCCCUCAUACCCCACAGCAGUCACUGUCUGUCAGUGUAGUGAGAUGCCACAGAAGGAUGAAUUGUUUUUAACUCUUGGACGUUGCAUUUGAUGCUAUCCAAGCCUCCACAUCUCCAUCUCCCUCAGGAGGAACCUCCCGGGCUGUGAGCCAGACUCAGGCCUCCCCUACACCAGUGUGCACACAAACGGCAGUGCCUCGGUGUUGCCCCCGAGGGUGGUGAGCGGGAGGCUGGCCUGGUUAUGGGUCCUGGGGCAUGUCACCCUGGUCACCCUGCAGGCCACACUGUGAGGUCCUACACCCCACCUGCGGGAAGCUGGCAUGGGAUUCCUCUCCCCACCUCCAACUGGUGAGAGAUUUUGCAGUAAAUUUUGGGUGUGACUAAAAUGUAAAGGAUGUUCAGAGGAUGCAUAGGAUCCUGGGCUGAAAACGGAGCUCGACUCACGAAGGGUCAGCCACUGCAGGGGCCUGGCGGGGGCACGGGCUGAGUCCCACCCCACACCCUAACCCUGGCCAGAACCCAUACCCUCUGGCCUGAGGCAGCAUGUAAGUAAGCAAGCAUGAAAGACAUUAUAGUGUUUGCGACUUGUUUUCAUUUGAGAUGGUUUGAGUUUUAUCUCAACCUUGAGGUUUAGUUUAAGAAUUUUAGUUUAAGGUCUGAGUAGACUGAUUUUAAGUUCCGACUAACUGAAUGUGGGCAGUGCACAAAUGCUAAGUUCACAGAGGUUUUGAUAGUUUAUAGGUCUGAGCUACUAGAUGUUCAAAUUGCUCAGGAGAAUCUGAUGUAUCAGUUUAUGAUCAGAGUGAAAUACCAAGGGAGUCUAAUUAACUGAGUUUGUCGCAUUCAUCGUAUGUCUAAGAAUUUAGAGAAGCUGAAUAUAUCUAAUGUAUAAGUUAGUAAAAUAUUAAAGAAUAAAUGAGGACAAACAAAAAAUUACUAGGUUUAUAAUAAGCUUUAAAUGAGCUUUAAAGCUUGAGAAAAGCUGUUUUUUAAUUUGUAAUUGUCACGAAAUUUUACAAUUUUACAAAUUAAAAAAUUUUAACCCAGCAAUUGUACUUCUAGGAAUUUGCCCUGAAGAUAAAUCUCCAACAAUAAAAAUACAUAAGUUCCUCACUGCAGCUUUGUUUUUAUGGCAAACUAGUGUGGACGGCCUAAAUGCCCACACGGGGCGGGGUGAACAGGUGCAGCUGCGCUCCGGGCUGUGGGGCCCGGAAGGGAAGGACAGUCCCUGUGCUCGCUGUGGGGGUGCAGGUGAACACGGUGUGACAAGGAUGCAGUAAGUAUUUUUGGCCUUGGUUCCCAGUUCCUGGUGCAGAGCUCCUAAAACCCUUGGAACAUCCUGAGUGACAGGGGUGUCUUCAGUUACCCAUAACCACACCUGAGUUUAUGCUAAUGAGGUGGUUCAGGUGGGGCCCCUAGAUGGCCUCAGGAUGGAGGCUGCUUAGAAAGACCUCAGGGAGUGGGCGGGGCCUGGACACUGGGUCCUGAAAGCCAAGAGCCGGGAGAUGGGAGAGCUCCCCGGUGGGUGGACCCGUCAGGAAGUGCUCCCUGCCCACACCUCACCCUGUGUCUCGUCCAUCUGUGGCCCGGCGCUGUGUCCUUGAUAAGAAACUGGUUAUCUUGUUAAGUAAGGUGCUUUCCUGAGUUCUGUGGGUCGAUCGAUUGAGUUAUUGAACCUGAAGGGGGAUGACCCAAGUUUGUAGUCUGGCUGGACAGAAAUGCAAGUGGCACAGGGGCCCAUACUUGGGAGGGGGUCUGACUUGAGGGGAGUGCCCAGCCUGUGCGUGCGGUCUGUGCUGGUCCCAGGUAAUUACUGCCAGCACUGACUUGUGGGACAUCUAUUGGCGAAUUAGCCAUUGUGCUGUGGGGAAAAAACUUUUCAGGAAAAAAUGUGAAGUAGGAGAAAUUUUAAAAUGCACCUGCAUCUGACUGUUUUUGCAAAAAGAUACACAGAGAGGCUGAACUAGGACGACUUCUAGUAAGUCUGAUUUCUGAUCCCCUUCAGGCGGUGGGUGGCUUAUCUCAGACAACUUUUGUAUGGUUCUGCCUUUUGGAGGACAGGAGGGAGGGGAGGAGAGGGCGGAAGGACAGGAGGGGAGGUGAGGAUGCCGGGCACAGCGCACCUGGAUGGUUUCCCUCCAGGUCUCCCGUCUGGCCACUGAGCAGCGCCAACUGCUCCACUGCCCAGACCCCCAACCUAGUGUGCGUAAAAUUGUAAUAUUUCCAUAAUAUCUCGCCUGGCUUUAGUACAGC
Manis javanica (Malayan pangolin) is the source of this 8948-nucleotide messenger RNA. NCBI's taxonomy places the organism in Eukaryota, Metazoa, Chordata, Mammalia, Pholidota, Manidae. The record is from RefSeq and is a predicted model, not a curated record.